GCGGAUUAUUCAGUCUCGACACUUGUCUCCCGAUAUUACGUCUCUUUUGUGUCUCUGUUGAUGGCCGAAUAUCAGCAGCGUGGCGGAAUAUGCGUCGGUACUCCGAGCUUCCCGCCGAAAUCGUCGAUUAGUCAACGAUUGACGCAAUUGACAAGUCUGCGUUCCGCAACUCUCUACAAAAAAUUCACUUUCUUAAAUCUAGUUGGCGUUACUAUAUAGGGUGCGUUCGAAAAUUCUACUAGUAGAGUAGAUAGAAUUUAAUUGACCAAUAAAAACACAGAAGUCUUUGCUCUUUUUAUACUUGAUUUCCGAACAUACCCGUUUAUAAUUCAAACCACAAACCACAACCUACCACCUGCCACAACCUGUCAUAUACCAGUCAUAUACACAGUCAUAUUAUACUAUAUACUCUUUCAGUUAAACGCACUCUUCGAAAAAAAAAGGAAAAGAAAAAAAGAGCUUGUGAUAAGAUAUGUACAUUAAUUUGAAUAAUCUUAAAAAUAUCUAAUUUAAUAUACAUAUAUAGAAAAAAACAAUUACAAACCGCGCACAAUGCCAAUUACCGAGAGGACGGCGAAUUCCGAAUCAUUAUUACAGUUUCGUUGCAUAUGUUUUUACUUAAUACUCAGUUCUAUCAUAGACAUACGAUUUUGGCAGCAAUACCACAGGAAUUGGUAAAUUUAAAUAAUAUCGCGAAAUCAAUUAAACGGCUAUCCAAUUAUGAAUACGGAAUACGACGAGGAUUUGUCGGAGAAUCGAUUUCUGCAGGAGCUCAGAAAUGAAUAUAAAGCUACAUUCCAACGGGUUAUCCAGGAAGGUUGGAUUAUCUGUGUUCCACGGAUUGGAAGCUUCUCGAGUCGCGAAUUACGAGAGGACGAAGUUAACGCUCAUAUCCUGAUCUCCAAGCAGGACUUCUCUGCCGCUCGAUUUGAUAGUCUGAACGGCAGGGAAGUCCUGCUCGUGGACAGAGUCUUGACUGUCAAGUACGAUGACGGCAAACAAAAUUCCACACGCUUGCUUUUCGAAGAAAUCUUUUACAGUGACGAUUCGCAUAAAUAUUGUAUAUGGUGUAUAGAACAACCCUUGGAUGCUAAUAUGUGUGUCUCAGGCAACUAUGUGAAUGUAAUUACAAGUCUCCAGGAAGCUGUAAAUUUUCUGCAAGUGGAACUACUUGAUAAACAGCUCCAUGAUAACUUUGAAACCAAAAUCAAAGAUUUUUUAUAUGUCAACAAAAAUUUAGACCGUAAACCAAUGGAAGUGCAGAGAGAUCUAGUACACGAAUUGUAUACGGAUUGUCUCAAAAUGUUACUGGAAAAUGCAGCAUUGAAAGAAAAGGUCUCAGGUAGUAAACAGUAUUAUUGGAACAUUAGAGUAUCGCUAGAAACAUAUAUUCUAUAUGCUUUAAGAGAGGUACUGCUAAGAUCAUUAUCCACUUGUACCGCUGUAGAAGAUGCGUACUUGAACAAAAUUAUCAGGAAUUUAGAUGGGAUCCUAUUGAGCGAUCUUCGAAUACGAUCGGACUUGGAAUCUCGCGUCCAUGGAGGAAAGAUGGAACUAUCACGGUUAGAUUGCUAUGUAACUGCGUUGGGUAAAAUCGAAUGUCUCAGAAGAACUGUGAAUUACGUUUCGCGUGGAACGUCCACCGUCUCGUGCGAUGAUCUUCUACCGAUACUUGUGUUUCUCGUUGUUAAUGUCGGUCUAUCGAACUGGAUGGCGCAAUUAUUCUUCAUGAGGCAAUUCCGUCUUUCCACAAACUCUGCUUACGAAGCGGACGAAACCUGUUUUCUGGUAACAUCGCUGGAGGCUGCGAUCGAGCACAUCAAGUCCGGAGUAAUCUGCGAAGGCGACAAGUACGCAAUUAAUUCGGAUAAAUACAGUCAAUUGAUAGACGAAUCGGAUUGCUCGUCUGUCAAUUAUUUGUUUGCAUGUGUUAAGAACGGCAAUCUAUCCGAAGUGGAGAGAAUACUGACCUACGAGAGAUCCAACCAAGACGAUGAGGUCUCGCUUUGUCAUCCUUUAUGCACCUGUGCGUCCUGCGAGCGAUAUUGGACGAAUCAUCGAGAGCUAAGUGCGUGUCCCAGGGACGACAGAGGUCUAACUUCGUUACACAUCGCGGUACUGUACGAUCAAAUAAUGAUCGUGGACUUUUUUCUCGACCGUGGUACAGAUAUAAAUGUCGCCGAUUCGGAUGGUCUAACGCCUCUUCAUUACGCCUGCAUCAAGGGCCACCAAAAUAUUUUGCUGCUGAUGCUACAUGCCAAUGCGAAUCUCACAGUGGCGGACUCGCAAGGAAAUACACCGCUGCAUUUGGCCGUGGACCGCGGUCACGAGAGCUGCGUAAAAGCGUUGCUAUACCUGUCAGAACACAUGAAGGUAUCGGUUAACGCAAAUGUCACCAACGACAACGGCGACACGCCGUUGCAUCUCGCGGCCAAGUGGGGCUACUGCGCGAUCGUUGGCAUCCUCUUAGAAUACGGCGCAAACAGCAGAUUAACCAAUAGGAAAGGUCAAACACCGCUGACCACUACGUACAGCGAGAGUAUUGCCGAGUUACUCAGACGCUAUGCAACAUCUGCGAACGACAUUCGCAACAAUACUGCUUUGUCCCAGAAAAAAUACGCAACCCUCGUGCAAUCUCAUCAGUCAAUAUGGUUUCAGGAUCAACGUUGGGCUACGUUGGACAACUUGGAGAGCUUACCAACGUCGCAUCCCAAGAGCUCUGCUAAUGCACAGCAUCGUAUGAUGGACAAAUUGCUUGCCGCCAUAAUCGACGGUGAUAUAUGCUUAGCGUGCUACUACCUGGGAUUGGAGGUUUAUCGAAGCGAGCGACUGCCGGGCUCUCGCGCGAUUCUGUACCAUCAUCCAUUGUGCGACUGCGAGCGUUGUUCGGCGCUCGGCGAGCGCAAAUUCCAGCGCGAGCGAAGGCAACGGGUUCUUGCGAUCAACGCUUGCAACAAUUUGGGCGAGACGGCGUUGCAUGUGGCGAGUGCGACCGGUCGCGUUGAAAUGGUGCAGCUACUCCUGGACGCUGGCGCAAAUGUGAACGCGAUAACUAAGUCGGAGAGUCGCACUCCGUUACACCUAGCGUGUCUCAACGAUCGCGUCGACGCGGCGAAGCUAUUGCUCCACUGCGGGACCUGCGAUUUAGACGUUAAGGAUCACAACGGCGACACGUCAUUGCAUCUGGCGACCAUAGCCGGCAGCGUGAAACUCGUGAAUCUGUUGGUGAGAUAUGGUGCAAACACCAAUGUUCGCAAUGUCCAAAACAAGUCGCCGCUACGGCAGGCGGAAGAGUUGCAGCUAUCCGUUGUCUUCUCCACAAAUCAUGCCAGUAUACUGAAGAUUCUGAAACAAAAUACUCAACCAGCUGGCGAUUAGUAUAAAUCAUCCUGCUUUUUUAUAUGUCUGUGUUUUAUUUACCUCAUAAAUAAUUUAACUAACAUAUAUAGCACAAGCUGUCAUACUAUAUAAUGUGAUUCAAUACUGAGCAUAUUAAUAUAAAAUGAUAUAUAAUAAAUAUUAUAAUAGUAAUACUAUAAUAGUAAUAUUGUAAUAGAACGCAAGUGUGUAUUAUAUUAUAUAAUAUAAUAAAACUGUGUGUGUGUACAAAAUAUAAUAUAACAGCGAAAGCGAUUGCGUCCAAUACUCGAUAUAUGCAUAAUAAAAUGUCUGUGUGUUUUAUUGUAUAAUAAUGAAAAUGAUUGCGUUUGCGUGCGUGCGUGUGUGUGUGUGCAAAACGUAGUUAACAGCAAAAGCGAUCAAUCCAUUUUUAUUCACGAAUGUAUAUAAGUCAUAUUAUUUUUAGUAUUUGUGAAUAAUUCCAAUUUAGUGUUCAAUGCAUAUUAUGUAACGAAAAUAUCUUUAUUUCAUAUAUAUUGCAUUAGAUACACAGGAUGUCUUUAUUUUACAUAUACUUCUAUUGAUAUCCAAUAGGAGUUAAUAUAUUUUUUAAGACUUUCUAGCGCUAUUUUUAUUUCUAAAUAAUUUUAUUUUAUUAUUCGAUGAAACGCCGACGAUAAAACACAAAAUGAAAAAGAGAUAUGUAUAACGCUAUAUAUUUAUAAGAGAAUUGUGAUACUAUUCUGUAAUAUAUAUUUUGCCAUUUUUAAAAAUCUGAUGAACUGUAUUAAUAAUACAAAAUGCAUAUGUCUUCUAAUUGAACAUACCCAUCUAUUCCUAUCUACCUACACAUCUUGUCGUGCACACGUCCUUUUCCUUUUAUAUAUUUUCUUGAUACAUUUUUGCCGAUUUUUCGUUCUUUGAAUUU
Molecule: messenger RNA, 4267 nt
Organism: Formica exsecta
Lineage: Eukaryota; Metazoa; Arthropoda; Insecta; Hymenoptera; Formicidae
Product: ankyrin repeat domain-containing protein 27-like
Exons: 2
Coding region: 721-3378 (885 amino acids)
Biological process (GO): neuron projection morphogenesis; early endosome to late endosome transport
Cellular component (GO): early endosome; plasma membrane; tubular endosome
Molecular function (GO): guanyl-nucleotide exchange factor activity; SNARE binding
Source: RefSeq, a predicted model, not a curated record